CUCUUCCGCAUCCUCAAGGCCAUCCAAGCCUUCCCGCCCAACGACAGAGCUGCCCACCUGGACCGCCGGGGCUGCAGCCGCGUGGAGGGUGGCAAGACGGCCUUGCAUGUGGCCUGUGAACUGGUGCGACCCGAGUGCUUGCUCCUGCUGCUGGGGCACGGCGCGUCGCCCUGCUUGCGGGACAGUGCUGGGAAUACCCCCCUCGACACCUUGCUGCAGCAGAUUUCCCACACGCCGGCAGCCAACAUGCGUGCCAAGCUCCUCUGCCUCGACUGCCUCUUCUUCUUCGUGCCUCAGGACCUCCAGUUCGCAAUGAAACAGCAACUGUUGGACAACCGGCAGCAGUGGCAGGACCUCCUGGGGGAGAACAUGUUCCAGUGCCUGGUGGGCUUAGCUCCCCCGUCGCUCUUUGUCGGAGCCAUGCGUGUCUUGAUCAGGACCAUUUCACCUGAGCAUUUCCCAGAGGCUCUGGACAAUCUGCCUCUGCCUCAUUUUCUAAAGCCUUUGGACUUGAAACUGGAGAGCUAGAGGGGGGUGGUAUGAAAGCCUCCUGCUCACCUGACAGAAAUAGACUGUUGUGCUAAAAAUGUAUCAGUAUACAAAGCUGCUAAUGUGGUGGCCAAGUAUCUGUUUUAAUUAGAACUGUAUUUUUUAAAAGAAUUGUAUCUGGCACUUUACAAUAUAUUUUAUUUAAAGAUCCUUGUGGUGAGGUGAGGUCUGCACUGCAUUUUUUAAAAACACUAUAUGGCAUGUACAAAUGAGGGUAUGUGGGAAAAUAUAUUUGUAAACACAUCUCAAUAAACCAGUGGCAGAUGUGAUC
Messenger RNA from Antrostomus carolinensis (chuck-will's-widow), 820 nucleotides. RefSeq names its product ankyrin repeat domain 9 (gene ANKRD9). Lineage: Eukaryota; Metazoa; Chordata; Aves; Caprimulgiformes; Caprimulgidae. The transcript has a single exon. Gene Ontology annotation, molecular function: protein binding. The annotation marks the transcript as partial. The record is from RefSeq and is a predicted model, not a curated record.